AUGCAAAAUCGCAACGCAAGGGGUCGACCAAAUGCCAACUCGUUGCGCUUCGGCGUGCAGGGGCGUAGCCGCAGCGACACGGCGGGGCGACCACGGGCGUCAGUCACCUGGCGUCGGCGCCCGCGGCGUGGUGUGCGGGCGGGGAGACGCCUGCCCGACAGGAAGUGGACUUCGCGGGAUGCUCUGACGGGGAACACGGACAUGCGGCUGGUGCUGUUGGCACUCCUGCUGCCCCGCUGCCGCCCGGCCUCCGGCGACUCGGCGGUGCUGGAGCACGAGGUGACGGCACUGCAGGCCGCGCAGCAGAUCCGCUCCGUCGGGCCGCAGGAAGGCAAGGCGCCGGGCUGCGCCGAGUGCUCCUACUGGGAGCGCUUCUACUGCAUCAGCCACGAGGUGCUGGACGACCACUGCUGCUGCGACCAGCGCUACCAAGAGUGGUUCCCCUACGUGCCGCACCAGUGCUACCUGGAGGAGGAAAUGUGCACCACGCAUGCUGCCAACUGCGAGGAGUACAUGCGGAUCAGGACGUGCUGCUGCGACCUGCACACCGUCCUCAGAUGGAAGUACUUACUAUCCGGCAAAGAACGGUUGACGAGUAGCAACUGGAUGCUGUUACUUGUUCUGCUACUGUUGGCAGUACUGCAAGCACCAUCUUGACAAACAACGGAAGGAACUUAUACGGGGCUACAUUCUUGUCUCUUUUUUAUUUUAUCAUGUCGGCGACGUGGCAAAAGGAAACAUUUCUAGUAGCUGAGAUGUUUCAAAGAAGACGGAAGAAACUAGUCAGAAAACAGUAUUCGUGCCAUCGUGAUAAUAGUGAUUGCAGUGUUUAUAUUCUAGACGAAGCAGGCAAAGACUUUUUUUUGUUUUCAUGGAUAGUAAUCAACAGUGGUAAAAUUAAAACUGACAUGGAUUCCUCUACACUGUAAUGUGUUGGUACUAAUAUAUAUGUUAAGGCAAAGUUAAAGGGUUGAGUGUUUUUCACAUUCCUUUAAUUUUGCCUUAACAUAGAACUAAACCAAAUGACCAUGUGUCCUCAUUUAAGUUAAUGAGUAUUAUUGAGUGGUUCAAAAUCCUUCUAAAGUGAAAGUGUGGUUAUAACAGACAUUUAUGGAAUUGAAUUAUUUCUUACGUUUGCUGAUGUAUAUAAAUACGAAAUCUAUGCCUUUUAUUGUAAUUAAUAUGAGCGGAAAAACUAUGACAAAUUUUAGAACCCAAUGCAUUUAUGCAUACAUAUUUGUCUUAUUAGGUUAUUUUUAUUUUGUUUAAUAUUUUUCUGAGUAUCAUGUACCUAGUUAGUUAUUCUUCGAAAUUUCUUAUACAUCCUAUUAAGUUAUAUAAAGGAUUUAAAGUUAAAUACCACGAAACCAGAUAUUAUUUCAAAUGUUUUAUUUUAAUUGAUUUCGUACAUUUUUAAUAACUAAGAUUUUAAAUAUUAUGAACAGCGCCUAGCGAUUUAAAAAUUAGCCUUCUAAUGGGGUAUCUACUGUCUAGACUUUGAGUAAGGUAAUAUUUUAGUGGGUUAAAUUGAAGAUCCCUUCGUUAAGACAAGAACUGUUACACAACAGCCUUUGAUCUACGAGUUAUUCAUCAUCGCACACAGAGAUGCGUAUAUUGUCAAGGUGAUGUGUGUCAGUCAAAUGAGAAUAAAAAAAAACCUUUAUUUAUUUAUUUAGAAAACAUUUUUUUUUUUACUGGAAAAGUGUACAUUUUUGAUAAUUGAAAGUGGUGUAACCAUAAUUAACUGCUAUUGCAGAAGUAGGCGUGAAUACUGGUGUUCUGUGGACUUCAAAAGUUGUAGUUUGCUUUGAAAAUCAAGGCAUAUGUGGAUUCAAAGGUAUGGUUGUUUCUGUAAUCAUGCACUAUUAAAUACCAUAUUCAAUUUGUAAAUUUGUAAAUCAGGAAAAAUGGUUGCGCAGAUUAGACGUAAACUCUCAACAAAAACAUACAAAACAAACAAAAUAGGUACAUCAAAACACACCAACAUUUAAGUAUUGUACUAUUGUUACAUAAUGAAUACAUUUUUUACGAUACACUUCAUUCAUGUUUCAUACAUUUUAAACAAUACUGCCACAACUCAAAAGAACUUAAUUUAAAGAUAAUGAUGUAAAAUUUUAAUUUACUUUUAAUCGAAAGUAAAUUUUUAAUGGAGAAACUAUAUAAUUUAUGGAUAUGUGUAUUAUUGUAUCAUGUAUGAGUAUAGACACUAGUGUUUAUUGCGAACUGUGAUUUCAUUGUUGUAGCAGGUGAAUAAACUGUUUUUAUAUGUCACAAGUCUAGUAAUGCCAUUUGGAUUUUAGAAUUUUUGCUAAGAUCUGUGAUAAUAAAUAAGUUCAGUUCUGAGGAAAAUUUCAGUCAGUUUAAUCUUUGAACACUUCCAGAUUAAAUAACAGUGUAAGUAUUCUGGAUUUUGGCCAAUUACUACCCAGAUAUGAUAAAAUUGUUUAUUUGUAAAUGAUGUUUGCUUGUCGUAAAAUUGGAAUGACUUAAAUUAAUUAAAAAUAUAUAUAUAAACAAACUUACAAGCCGCAUAGAUAAUUACACAUUUUUAAUGCCUGUAAAUGUAAAUAUUUCUAUCCAAAUAACAACGAGGCAGUUUAUAUUUAAUACGAAACACUAUUAAGUUAGUAUGACAUGUACUGAGAUAGAAAAUUCUGUGUAUUGAGUUAUGAAACAAAAAGUAAAUACUCUCAAAUAAAAAAUUUAUUUAUGAAGAUGAAAUAAUAUUUAAAUAGGUACUAGUUUGUAUAUUUGAGUGUUUAUAAAUUAAAGGCAUUGAAAUACAAAAGGCUACUUUUAUUUGCACAUAUCGACAAAGUUAAUCAUCUCCGAUGAAGUACUAUAGAGCUACGAUUCGAAGAUCAUGUACUGUUCCAAGCUAGUAGUAGAUAAAAAAAAAUGUUAUGAAACUAUGCAUUAAAGUUGUGAUUUGUUUUAAUUCGUAUUGAAUAUUUACCUAUAUGAAAAUACAGCCAUAUCAGUAAUAAAAAAACAACUUAAUAACAAUUAAUAUUUUGCUGGCUUUGCACCUACCUAUAUACAAUGGCGUGUCAUUAACUGUUGCCAACGUGAUAUUAAACACGUUGUUACAUACUUGACAGUAUUAUUAAAAUCACGUAGGGAACGGUUUGUCCCACAAAAUUUCUAAAUGUCACCUUAAAAAAAAAAAAUUCUCAGUCCCUGUUUCGAAAACGUCUUCUGCGAUCGGCCACAACAGUCAGGUAUGGAACACACAACAACAACAACUGCGGAGGAAGCCACCGAUUCGGAUGCGGACGGUUCCCCUCCGCCGACGAAGAGGACGGCUGCAAAAUUUUUCAAGACGACCUUGUCCACGAUUUCGGGGCGCGUCGGCCAGCUGUUCAACAGGAGCGGCCGGUCCGUGGUCGCGAGGAGCGGGAGCUCGAAGGAAGAGCCGUCGGGAGACGGAGAGGGGGCACGCGCGGAGGUCGGCUCCUGCCCCGCGGCUCCGGCGAGGGAGGGCAGCUCCAUCGCGCUGAGACGCUGCGUGGGCGGCGCCUGUCUCUCCGUCCCGGCCCCUGUCCCCCGGCCCAGACAGCCGCCUCGCGCGCGACCAGGGCUCCUCCAGCCCAGGAGCCUCUCGACGACCCUCACCCAGAGGACCCCGACGCUCCCGACGGCCACGCUCUCGAUGAGGACCGUACCCGCCAGUCCCGUGAGAGGGUGACCCCGGCCAGUGCCGAACCUACCCCACAUUUGUACCUCUUCACCCGAUUCCACCGCCCCUUGAAUAAAUCUGUUGUAUCUGGAUAUUUUAAA
Bacillus rossius redtenbacheri is the source of this 3780-nucleotide messenger RNA. RefSeq lists its product as uncharacterized. Lineage: Eukaryota; Metazoa; Arthropoda; Insecta; Phasmatodea; Bacillidae. The transcript is spliced from 6 exons. The record is from RefSeq and is a predicted model, not a curated record. Bases 1 to 657 code for a protein of 218 amino acids.